Rosa chinensis is the source of this 1027-nucleotide messenger RNA. RefSeq names its product cold-responsive protein kinase 1-like. The coding region runs from base 33 to 404 and encodes 123 amino acids. NCBI's taxonomy places the organism in Eukaryota, Viridiplantae, Streptophyta, Magnoliopsida, Rosales, Rosaceae. The record is from RefSeq and is a predicted model, not a curated record. Gene Ontology annotation, biological process: protein phosphorylation. The transcript is spliced from 3 exons. Gene Ontology annotation, molecular function: protein kinase activity; ATP binding.
UGGUGUUUCUGCAUGAGCAUUCCAAGCUGAAGAUGGUUCACAGUGACAUUAAAUCCGCUAAUAUUCUUCUCGAUGGAAAGCUCAAGGCUAAAAUAUCAGACUUUGGAUUGGCAAGCCUUUACACCGAAGAUGAUCAAUUCAAGUUCAUCAAAGUAGAAGUGACAGAGGGAUAUGUGGCACCUGAGUAUGUUCGAGGAGUUGUGACAUCUAAAGCUGAUGUUUACAGUUUUGGGGUGGUUAUACUUGAAACUGUUAGUCGAAGGAAAAAUGAAGGACACAAGCGAGAUAGCCAGGAAACUAAAUUUCAUUUAGACACGGCUUGUGAUUUACUGCAAAAAAGAAAGCUGGUGAACUUGGUUGAUAAAACCUUGUCUAACAAAUAUGAUCAAAACAAGCCAUCAUAAUCUUGAAUUUAGCAGUAAAGUGCAUCAAUAUAUCGCCAACUCUGAGGCCUACUACGUCUGAAGUUGUGAGUGUUCUCGUUGGCGACAAAAAAAUUGAGGAGAUUUGUUCCCCUGCUCUGAUUGAGGACAUCAACGACCCCCACGUGAAGGAGAUCGAGGAGUUCGCGGUGUCUGAGUACAACAAGAAAUCCGGGAAGAAGCUGGAGUUACAGAGCGUGGUGAAGGGUAAGACUCAGGUCGUCCCCGGCGAGAAUUACCAACUCGUCAUCGCCGUCAAGGAUAACUCCGAGGCGGCCAAGUACGAGGGCAUUGUAUGAGAGGAUUUGGGAACAGACUAGGGAAUUGCUCUCCUUCAAUAGUCACAUAGCUCAAGUUGAUUCCUCUGUUUCUAUGGGAGUAACCUCGAGAGCAUCCACAUCAUCCACUUUGAUCAAAGGAGAAGAUGAAACAGAACACAUUUCUGAGAGUACCGCUCUGGAGAUUUCCAAGUGAAAUAGAGUAAUCUAGCCAAAUGUUUGUGUCUAUUUUCUUUUCCUUUUUUUCGAACAUGAUGGGCUCUACUGCGACUACUGUAUUGAUUAUGUAUAAAAUCGAUGCUAACAAGAAGACUAGAAGAAAUGGGA